Molecule: messenger RNA, 3010 nt
Organism: Lactuca sativa (garden lettuce)
Lineage: Eukaryota; Viridiplantae; Streptophyta; Magnoliopsida; Asterales; Asteraceae
Product: putative inactive leucine-rich repeat receptor-like protein kinase At3g03770
Biological process (GO): protein phosphorylation
Molecular function (GO): ATP binding; receptor serine/threonine kinase binding; protein kinase activity
Source: RefSeq, a predicted model, not a curated record
UGAGACAGGAACAAAAAACACAAUGAUUGUGCAUAUCGAGUUUCGUAUCUGUCUUGAAACAAAACCAGCCUCUUAUUCUUAAAUCAAAUCAGGAUCCGAAUGCCGUCGUCACUCGACCACACCCGACCCCCACAAAUACAAUCCUUUCUUUUUUUUCUUCUUCUUCUUCUUCUUCUUCUUCUUCAAUGGCAGCAGCUUUCCACUAAAUGCUUUUGCAGUUUCUUCUUCUUCUUUGUGUUCGUUCAACUACCCCCAUUACUCAUCUCUCUCUCUCUCUCUCUCUCUCUCUCUCUCUCUCUCUCUCUCUCUCUCUCUCUCUCUCUCUCUCUCUCUCUCUCUCUCUCUCUCUCUCUCUCUUUUCUUGCUUUUAUUUCCAACACCCAUUUCUCCCUUUUUCUUUUACUCACUAAAGGACCCUUCAACACCUUGCAUUCAACAAAACUUUAUCACCCUUUCAUUUCUUUCUUUCUUUACACGUUUUGCAUAAUUCAUGCUUAAUGCUUUGUGUUGGGUAUGUAUUUAAUUACCCCCAUUUCUUAGGCUAAUUAUGAUCCAUUUUCAAGAUUCUUGAAUGUGUUUUUGAAUUCCUUUAUGAAACGGGUCACUACAUUUUGAUUCAGUUUCAGGAUUCUUGAAUUCCUUUGAGAAAUUAAUAUGUUGUACUGCUUCUUUCACAUACUCUUCAUUUCAUGGGGUUUCAUGACCUCGAACACCCACGCAUUAGAAGCCACUCAAUCUCAACUUCUUCUUCAGCUAAGAAAGCAUUUGGAGUACCCAAUUCAGUUAAACAAUUGGGAAAAUUACACUGGUGAUUUUUGUUACUUACCUUCAACUCUUCAUGUCACCAUCAGAUGUGAAAACAACUCUCUUACGCAGCUCAAAAUCAUGGGAGAUAAAGAUAAGCUUUCAAAUGUCACUCUCUUUCAUGGGUUUGCAAUUCAAAAUCAAACAUUAUCCGACUCUUUCUCCAUUGAUUCUUUUGUUGUUACUUUAGUUAGAUUAUCGACAUUGAAGGUUCUUAGCUUAGUAUCCUUGGGAAUUUGGGGAAGACUUCCUGAUAAAAUCCAUAGACUCCAUUCACUUGAAGUCUUGGAUAUGAGCUCAAAUUUUUUGUUUGGUUCUGUUCCAAAUGAGAUUUCAAGAUUACAAAAGCUUCAUACGUUAACAUUAGAUGGAAAUUUCUUCAAUGAAUCUAUCCCUGACUGGUUCCAUUCCUUAUCAAAUCUUACCAUUUUGAGCUUAAAGAACAACAAAUUAACGGGUCGUUUUCCUUCUUCAAUUACCAAGAUCACAACAAUUACAGAUUUGUCUCUUUCACACAAUCAACUUUCUGGUAAAUUACCCGAUUUAACUACUUCAUCUAAUCUACGUUUACUAGAUUUGAGGGAAAAUCAUCUAGAUUCUGAACUUCCAUUGUUGCCUAAAGGAGUGAUUACAGUUCUUCUAAGCAAUAACUCGUUUUCUGGUAACAUUCCUGCGGAAUUUGGAAAACUUAACCACCUUCACCAUCUCGACCUGUCAUCCAACUCACUGAUCGGAACACCCCCAUCUGCUGUAUUUGUUUUGCCAAACAUCACCUAUCUCAAUCUAGCAUCCAAUAUGCUAAGUGGGUCUCUUCCGAAUUCAAUCAACUGUGGAAACAAAUUAGGGUUUGUUGAUAUUUCUAGCAAUAGGUUUACGGGUAAACUUCCUUCUUGUUUGGACACGCUAUCUAGUAAUAAGCGAGUUGUGAAUUUCACUGGGAAUUGCUUGUUUGUGGGCAAUGGAAACCUAGAAUCUGAUUGCAAAAGACACACGACAAAGAAACCAUCUUGGGGUAAAGUUUUAUGGAUUUUAAUUGUUGUCAUUUGUACGGUGAUCUGCUUGGUAUCAUUCGGGAUCGUGCUCAUAAUCUUUCGCAAAAGAUAUCAUUCAAGACAGACAGUCACGCUACACCACACGAUAUCAAAAGAAACCGAAGGGAUCAUAUCCGAAGCAGGGACACAAGUCGCUCCUUCAUGUCGAGUCUUUUCCAUGGAAGAAUUAGCAGAGGCUACAGAAAACUUUGAUCAAUCGGCAUUUUUGGGUGAAGGGUCUAUCGGAAAGCUUUACAGGGGAAGGCUAGAAAAUGGAGGCUAUGUUGCUAUACGAUCGCUAUCAUUAUUCAAAAGAUCUUCAAUUCGGAACUUGAAAGUCCGAUUGGAUUUGCUUUCAAAGCUUCGACACCCACAUUUAGUUAGCUUCUUGGGGUAUUGCAUUCACGAUGGUGGAGUAGAAGAUUCGAAUUCUAGCAGAAUCUUCCUGGUGUACGAGUACAUUCCUAAUGGAAACUUCCGAGCUUUUCUCUCAGAAAAUGGUCCAGAAAGACUCCUGAAAUGGCCAGAUCGAUUAGCAGUUCUUAUAGGUGUGGCGAAAGCUGUACACUUUCUGCAUACAGGAGUGAUCCCUGCUUCUUCAAGUAAUCGUCUGAAGACAAACAACAUAUUGCUUGAUGAUUAUCAGAUUGCAAAGCUGAGUGACUAUGGAAUGUCGGUCAUCACUGGAGAGCUAGAACAGUUUGAGGCAAAGGGAGGAGAUGGACCCAAAUCAUGGCGUUUAAAGAAGUUGGCAGACGAUGUAUAUGAUUUUGGUUUCAUUUUGCUUGAAGCACUUGUGGGGCCUAUAGUAAGCGGGAAAGGGGAAGCAUUUUUGCUAAAUGAAAUGAAAUCUUUUGGAAGCCAAGAUGGAAGGCAGAGGAUUGUGGAUCCGAUGGUGUUAACAACAUGCUCUCAGGAGUCUUUAUCGAUUGUGAUAUCCAUCACAAACAAGUGUAUAUCACCAGAACCAACAAACAGGCCGUCAUUUGAGGAUGUGUUGUGGAACUUGCAGUAUGCAGCUCAAGUACAGUCAACGGCUGAUCUUGACCAGAAAUCAGAAGGUGCAUCACAGUGUUGAUUGUUUUCACCAGCAUCUGUGUUUUGUUGUAAAAUCAGAAACACGAUUUUGAUCAAGAAGAAGAAAUAGGAGACCCAAACUUGAAGUAUUUAUUUUA